UCCACCGAGGACUUUCCACACUCUGUGAACGCGAUAAAGUCGCCGCAGACCGGCGAGGCAGCGCGUCAAACCGGGGAAAUAUGAGCACUUUGGAGGGUUUGGUAAACUCUCCCGGAACUUUGCUUUAGUUCAACAGUCAAAAAGUACUUUUUUUUUUCUUCCUUUUUUGUACUUUUACGCAUAACGUCGCCGAGGACCGAGCGGAUUUCUAACUAACUGUGGUUGUUUUAUUUAAAGUAUACCUAUUUUUUCAAAUGCUGUUUGUUUUUCGGGGCAUGUGAGUGUUUCGACCGCGUCUGGACCUACUAACGUGCAGACUGAAGCCGGAAGAAAGGCUCUAUUUGGACGCUUUGUUCGCUCCGAGCUCGGCUCACCAUGCUGCCCAACACGGCGCUUUACGCAGCCAAGAAACGGAAGAAGCCGGUCCAGAAAAUACCCAAGCCUCCGCCUCCCGAUGGCGCCAAGUCCAACCCGUCCAAGCGCCACCGCGACCGCCUCAACAGCGAGCUGGACAAGCUCACCAGCCUGCUGCCCUUCACCGAGGAGGUCCGGGCGCGGCUGGACAAGCUGUCCGUCCUCCGCCUCAGCGUGGGAUACCUGAAGGUCAAGAGCUUCUUCAACGCCACCCUGAAGGCGUCUCAGAGCGGCUCCAGCUGGACCAGCGAGCGCAGCUUGAUGUUCGGCGGGAACGUCCCGAAUGCGCUGACCCCGUCCUCCUCCUCCUCCUCGUCCUCGUCCGCCCCCUCCAUCUCCAACUCCGUGGUGGCCUCCAUCGACGGAGUCACCUUCUCCGAGGGAGACCUGCUGCUUCAGGCGCUGAACGGCUUUGUGUUGGUGGUGACGGCUGAAGGCUACGUCUUCUACACAUCCCCCACCAUCCAGGACUUCCUUGGUUUCCAUCAGUCGGACGUGGUCCAUCAGAGCGUCUUCGAGCUCAUCCACACAGACGACCGAGCGCUCUUCAGACGGCAGCUUCACUUCUCUCUCAACCCGAACAGCGACAGCACCGCCAGUCCCACUGCUCAGAACAGCGUGGAGCUCAGCAACGUGACCAACUACGACCCGCUGGACAUCCCUCCAGAAAACUCCUCCUUUCUGGAGAGAAACUUCUGCUGCCGCUUCCGCUGCUUGCUGGACAACUCGUCUGGCUUCCUGGCCCUGAACUUCCACGGCCGUCUGAAGUUGCUCCACGGUCAGAACCGGGUGUCUGAGGAUGGGACGCUGGUCCCCCCGCAGCUCGCUCUCUUCGCCGUCGCCACGCCGCUGCAGCCGCCGUCCAUCCUGGAGAUCCGCACCAAGACGCUCAUCUUCCAAAGCAAGCACAAGCUGGAUUUCUCCCCCAUGGGCAUCGACUCCAGAGGGAAGAUAGUGCUCGGUUACAGUGAAGUAGAAAUCUGCUCGAAAGGCUCAGGCUACAACUUCAUCCACGCUGCAGACAUGAUGUUCUGCGCCGACAACCACCUGAGAAUGAUGAAAACCGGAGACAGCGGCUUCAACGUCUUCAGGCUGCUGACGAAGAGCGGGACCUGGGUCUGGGUCCAGGCCCACGCCCGGGUGGUGUUCAAGGCGGGCAAGCCGGACUUCAUCGUGUCCCGGCAGAGGCCUCUGACAAAUGAAGAAGGGGAGGAGCAGCUCCGCCUGCGGCGGCUGCAGCUGCCGUUCGGCUUCACCACCGGCGAGGCGGUGCUGUACGACACCAUCCCCACCGUGGAGGUCCCCGAGCCGUGCUCCGCCCCCAAGCAGAGGAAGCUGGACUCCUACACGGUCAGCAAGGACUCCCUGCUGGGCUGCAUGCUGAGCCAGGACCAGUCGCUGUACUGCGAGCACAACGCCAGCACCAUCACCUCGCUCAACGACGUGGCCUUCCAGGACACCCACGCCACCGUCAGCGUCCCGGGGGAGACGGCGCCCAAACCCGAGGCGACCGCGCUGGUGAAGAACGAGGCCACGGUGCAGGACAUGAUGGAGACGCUGCAGCAGAUCCUCGGGGACGGCGACCUGACGGAGAGCCUGGAGGUGGAGCCGGACGAGCUGAAGAGCUGGGAGAGCACGCUGCUGAAGAUGAACUUCGGCGGCGGCGAGUUCGCCGACGACCUCAACGACAUCAUCAGCAACGACAUCCUGUCCUACGUGGAGGAGCAGCUGCAGAAGGAGGGCGGGCUCAAGCUGCUGGACCAGCUGGACGACGUGCCGGGCUGCCUCCCCGCGCUGGACCUCCAGAACCAGGACCUGGACCGGGGCGGGCAGCAGAGCUUCAGCUGGAGUCUGGAGCCUCAGGGCCAGCCGACGCCCAACGGCGGGCCGAUGAUGGCGCCGCAGCCGCCGCCUCCGGGCGCGGGAACGGUCAAGCUGAGCCACAUGGACUUCCCCGUGCUGAAAGGUCCGAGCCUUCACCAGCUCUCGGCGCCGCUCCAGCUGGGCCCCACCGGGAACACGGGCGCCGCGGGGCCCCUGGACGCCUCCCUGCCCAGCUCCUGCUCCCAGACGCAGAGUCAGCUGAGGCAGGUCGGCGCCGGCCGCCCGCCGUUCCCGAUCAGGCAUGCGCCGACCGCUCAGCCUCCGCUGAGCCGCCCGGUGCAGACUCGCCUCCCCCUGCGGACGCCCCCCCAGCCCGAGACCGACAGACAGCUGAACCACAUGUUCGGCUUUCCGGGCGGCCAGUGGAGCCCGUCCGUGCCCAACGCCAAUCCGGCGGUGGAAACCUACGCCCCCAACAUUUCAAGCCAGCCCAGUUUUCCCGCCGGCCCCGGCCCGUCCCCGGGGGGCCUCCUGCAGGGCCGCUUCGCGCUGCAGACCCAGAACGGGGACAGUCAGAGGCCGUCCUGGCCGCCGGGGCAGCAGCAGAUGGGCCUCGGCCAGAUGUCGGAAUUCCAGAGGAAUCCCGUGGACUUCGGCUCCGGCGGCGGCGGCGGCGGGCCGGCGUUCAGGACUGCGGAGACCACCGCCGCCCCGUUUCCCGUUCAGCAGGAGCUGGAGCCGUCCAGCAGCUGCAUGUUCAGGAACGCCACCGCCCCCCGGCCCGUCAACGGCCUGCGCCUCCAGGCGAGGCCGAACCCCGCCGCCAGCCAGAUCCCCUCCAAGCCCUCCUGCUUCUACCAGACCGCGCCCGCCGGCGGGGCCGUGCCGGGGAUGACGGCCGUCCCCCACCCCGACGAGGCGGCCCUGUCCUGCCAGAUGGCGGCCGGGCUCAACGCCAACGGCCUGCUGGCGCCGCAGCAGCCGUACCUCAGCUUCAACGAGCAGACGCAGAUCAACGGCUGUCCGGCGGUCAGGAACGGAGGCUUCCCCUUCUCCUCGCUGCCCAACGGGAACACCUGCUACUCGGAGAACAAAUAGAACCCGGAAAAACAGAAUGACAGAGGAGCAGACUGGAGAACAGGACGAUACGAGACUCGCCUCCUCUCGCUCGUCGGCCGCUCUCGUGUUUUUUUUUUUUUUUUUUUUUGUGGAAAGCUGGAAGUGUGCAGGACAGCUGUGAAGUUUCGGAAUUCGUUCCACCGCUGGACGUCUGAGGAGGAGACGAGUUCGAACGGAAGCGACGAGCUGCUGAGGAUCGUCCCGUGUCGGUCAAGCGUCUGCUCCGUGGGAACGCUGCAUGAGUGAAGACGAGUGACGUUAACCAGACCAACCAGCGAGCGCCGCCGCCGCUCGGGCCUGCUGUGCACAACCGAACCAUAAAACUCAACAUUUAGAGUCUAAAACAUGAAAAGAUCUCACAGUUUCUGCCAUUUUUUAUACACAGUACUGCUAUGAAGAGCAAUAAACUGAGCUAAAUUGAUUUUUGCCACAACACUAGAAGCCGGGGUCUCAGUAAACCGGAAUCCCACAAAGUGACUGUUUGGUCUGGUUAACCUCCCAUUUCCUCUUCAUAACAGCCCAGCAGAUUCCUCCUCGUUUUGUUCUUAGUUUGGAUUAAACUGAAUUCAGAGGCCCGGGCGAGAAAUGAAAGGACGCUAACGGCUUCCUGUUCGUCUUUUGCCGUCUGUAACGCACACCGCCCCCACACCCCACCCGAAGCUCUGCUCUCUGUACGCUCGGAAGGAUAAAAUGCAUCUCCUCUCUCUCUUUUUUUUUUUUUUUUUUUUUUUUUCUUUGUCCUUUUGAAAGUGCAACUAAGUUCAUUUCAACUCUUUGCUGUCGCAGCGAGGAAGAUCUUUGCUUUGCAGACAGGGUAUAAAAAAAUAAAAAAUAUAUAUAUAUAUAAAGAAAAAAACAUGGAAAAAAAGAAGAAACGCACAAAGAAAUCAGAGCAUCGGCCUGCUAACAGACAACGUAAAGUGGAAACGAUUCAGUGAAAACAGCUGCUUGUUUAUAUAUUUUAAAGCUUCGUCACUGAGCCAGUUUUAUUCUUCUUUAUCUCUCUUUUCUUUCAGAUUUUGUCUGUGUUGUUGUUGUUGUUGUUGUUGUUGUUGUGGGGGGGGUAAUAGAGACGAUGCCUCAGAAACUUUAUAAGGGACAGUCAACUGCAAUUUUUUUCAUAUUUCAACACAUUUCGAUGUUUGAUGGUGGACCGAAAACCAAAGUUAAAGUCUUUGAUGACGCCAAGCCAAAUUAUCACUUUUUUUUUUUUUUUUUUGCACUUAGAAUUUAAUGUUUGACUUGCCAAAGGACAAAAAGUUAACCCCGUGACAGAAUGAGACUCGUAAGGCAAUCAUUUAAAACCAAAGCACAAAAAAAAUAAAAAUAAAAGCCCAUUGGCGCAGUUUGUAUGUGGAGUAAAUAGUAAACUGUCAGUAAAUAGACGAAUGCAUUCAAAUGUCUUUUAAUGCAGCGGUGUCAAACGUGAGGCUGGUGGUCCAAAACCGGGACGCAAGAGGCUGCAAUCAGGCCCAGAAACCUCCACUUCACUGUGUUUUGGGUUUCAUUAAAAUGUGUUUGACACCCCUGAUUUAAAGGCACGUCCAGCAAAGCUGAGCUCGGAACAACAUCCUGCUUUAUUUUUAGUAUUAAGUGGAGAAAUUUAACCUCCUGUAGCGUGAAAUCUGCUGGACGAAACCUCAAAGUGAAAGACGAGGAUGUUUGUCAGGCUGCGACGCUGAUUUCACGCUUCCGUCCUCUUCCUCCUUCCGCUCCCGCUCCGUCUUGUUUUUCUACGUUCUUGCUCGGCGUCACGGACGACCCGUCCGGCAGCGAAACACAGAAGUAAAACAGUUAAAGGCAGCUAUUGUAUAGUUUCAAUGAGGACAUCAAAAGGAAAAAAAAAAAAACAAUAGGGAGAAAUAAAUCAAACCUGUAAAGGUGCCUUUUAAUUGGCCUCUUUUUGACAUGAUUGGCUUCAGUCGAUGUUGAGCCAUGAAUUUUCUCCUAGAUAAUAGUGUUUCUUCACUUUUCCUGAACAAGCAACAAGUCUGAAUUUUACCAAAAGCAUCCAUCAGUUUAGUUAAUGAGAAGAAACCCUGACUUUUUUGUCAGUAUAAUACAGAAUAUAUGUAUUUAACCAUCAUACAAGAGAACAGCGACGCCUUAUAUUGUCUAUAGAUCCAAGAGUUUUCAAGAAAAAUACCUUUAAUUAAUAUGAACAUUAGAAAGUCUACCAUUUAAUAAACAAAUGUAAAAAAAAAAAAAAUGUUUUAUUUAUUGAGCUGAGAAAAAUGUGACAUACAAACAAAAUGUUAUAAGAUUUCCAGCUGUCACGUGAAGGAUUGUGCUGACAGUUUUAGCAUUUUCCAGAAGGUUUGACAUAUAUUGUGGAUAUAUAUUCCCAAAUAAUUCAUAUUUGCUCUUAUUUGACCUCUGAAACAACAAAAUCACCCAGUUUGAUGCCACUAAAAUGACAGAAACCUUUAGGUUGACUGUAAACAGACACUCUGGGAAUGUAGAAAAUCAAUGUCAGUUGUUUUUACCUUUGCUUGAGCUUUGCUUUCACAGCAGGACGUGCAAAAUGUGACAUUUUAGGAGUCACGAUUGCUUUUAACACUUCUCCAAGAACUCUGAACGUGGAUGGUACAACUUCAAAUGUGAAUUGCUUCCAUCAGAGAUUAAGAGUAAAGAUAGAAAACUGCAUUUUCUAAUAUUUUACCAAUUAAACUGAAUGUUUCUUUUUUUGCAGAUUACAUUUUUGGUAGAAUUUUAAAAAGUGUGCUCCUCCUGAAAACCAAGCUAAAGCAGUGGUGAAACAGGCAGAAUCGUACUGCAGAUCUCAGGGUUUCUCCUCAUUUAAAUCACAGAACAGAACUUCACCAAACAAAUUUUGAAAUAAAACCAGACUGUUACACUCGUACCCGUACUAAUUGAAGUGUUUAUUUGGAGGGAGGUGACUUUUCUUCCUGUCCUGUUUGAAAUCAGAGGUUUUGCUCCUCUCAAAGUAUUCUCUAAAUGAAAAUAUAACCAUUUCUUGUUGCUUGCUUUGACGUUGUAGAAGCCCUUCCUACUUUAUAUUCUCCUGUCGUUCAAACACGAGGAGGCCAAGGCUCCAAAAUGCAGUAUCUUUGUGUAAGUGUAUAUAAAUAUAUAUAUUUGUCAUCUUCUUUUUUUUUUUUAAGUACGUAUUGUCAUAUAUUGUGUAUUUUAAUAUUGUAUUGCCGUAACCUGACCCACAGUUAUAAUGGAUUGCUUUUUUUUCUCUUGUACAUUUUCUGCACAGUGUAUAGAUGUGUAACCUCGUCUUCUUCUUCUUCUACUUCUUCUUCUUUUUAACUUUUCGACUCAUAAGUCGACAAUUUGCCUUCAACGUUUUCCUUCUGAGUGUUUGAGUCAGCCUUUACACAAAUAAAUGUGAUCUGAUCACUGCA
Messenger RNA from Salarias fasciatus (jewelled blenny), 6731 nucleotides. RefSeq names its product aryl hydrocarbon receptor 2 (gene ahr2). Gene Ontology annotation, biological process: xenobiotic metabolic process; regulation of transcription by RNA polymerase II; response to xenobiotic stimulus. The coding region runs from base 376 to 3336 and encodes 986 amino acids. Gene Ontology annotation, molecular function: nuclear receptor activity; protein dimerization activity; transcription cis-regulatory region binding. The transcript is spliced from 11 exons. NCBI's taxonomy places the organism in Eukaryota, Metazoa, Chordata, Actinopteri, Blenniiformes, Blenniidae. The record is from RefSeq and is a predicted model, not a curated record. Gene Ontology annotation, cellular component: aryl hydrocarbon receptor complex; nucleus.